AGAGGUAAGCUUAAUACCUUGGACAGUUCAAAUGGAGUUAGGCUUUUCACUGCUUUAUCCAUUCCUCUCAUCUGAUGUUUUUGCGCUCUGCAAUGCCGUUCGACUAUCCUACUGUUUUUGAGUUAUUUGCCUUUUCUCGGCUGUCAGCUCUUAUGCAUGGUUUCUAAUUUGCUGUCAGUUUUCAACCCUUGUUGCUGGGCCGAUUGUUAGUAUUGACAUGCCAAACCUAAGCAGCCUGGGCAAGAUCUGUGGCUCCAGUCGAGGCGAUGAUAUGGUGGUGAUGGAUAAGGCCAUGCGCAAGAAUUCGGUGAGGCGCAUGUCGAUCAUUGAGGACAAUCAGAUUGCUGAGGUUCUCUACCUGAUUCCGAAACAAUCAAUGAUGGAUCAGCUUCCCUUCCUGAACCCCAAUGACUAUCUGGUUUGUGAGCGGAUGGUUGGCAUGCCGCCGGACAUGGAAUUAAUGGGACCAGUGGCCCAUGUUCAAGACCCUCACCGCCCUGCAGAGAAGCUGGUCAUCCAGUGCUACAAAUGUGGAGAAUCAUGCAAGGGAGAGGUUUUGCGGGUCCAGUCCAAACACUUCCAUCUCAAGUGCUUUACCUGCAAGGUGUGUGGCUGCGACCUGGCUCAGGGAGGUUUCUUCAUGAAGAACGGGGACUACCUGUGUACAUUGGACUACCAGCGACUCCAUGGCACACGUUGCAACGGCUGUGGGGACUUUGUGGAGGGAGAGGUUGUCACUGCUCUGGGCAAGACCUACCAUCCAGCCUGUUUUGUCUGCACCAUCUGCAAACGACCCUUUCCUGCUGGAGACCGUGUCACCUUUAAUGGGAAAGACUGUCUCUGUCAACGUUGCAUCCAACCCCUGUCUCCAACACCCAAAGACGUCAGCAGCUCCAGCAACUGUGCAGGCUGUGGUAGGGACAUUAAGAAUGGCCAGGCCCUACUUGCACUGGACAGACAAUGGCACCUGGGCUGCUUCAAGUGUAAUGCAUGUGGCAAAGUGCUGAGUGGGGAGUACAUCAGCAAAGAUGGUGCCCCUUACUGUGAGAAAGAUUACCAGAUCCAUUUUGGAGUCCAGUGUGAGGCCUGUAAUCAGUUCAUCACUGGGAAGGUUCUAGAGGCAGGGGACAAGCACUACCACCCCAGUUGUGCAAGAUGCAGCAGAUGCAACCAGAUGUUUACGGAAGGAGAGGAAAUGUACCUGCAAGGAUCUACAGUGUGGCAUCCAGACUGUAAGAACAAUAGCAGAGCUGAAGAGAAAUACAGGCCGACAAGGACCUCAUCUGAGAGCAUCUGCUCAAGACCUGGUUCCAGCAUCCCAGGGUCCCCCGGUCACACUAUCUAUGCAAAAGUAGACAAUGAAAUCAUUGAUUACAGAGACCUAGCUGCCAUCCCAAGGGUCAAGGCCAUUUAUGACAUAGAGCGUCCAGAUAUGAUAUCCUACGCGACUCUCCACUCCAACUCCUCUACCCUGGACCACAGAGCGGACAGACAGGACAGACAUAGCCAUGCAGAGAAUUUCGCACCAAGACGAGGCCUAUCCCCCUUACCCAACUUGCAUUCUCCCAGGACACUGUCUCCUACUCCCUCUGCAGAGGGGUGUUAUGAUACAAGGGACCGCAUUAUAAUGCAGAGAUCGACUAGCCAGGGAUCCAUUGGGUCCCCAGCAACUUACAACCGCCAUAACUAUACUCCAACGCUGUCCAGGUCACCGCAACACUUCCACCGCCCAGGCAUGCCGAAGCUCUCUUCCUCUUUGCGCACAGGCCCAAUUGACACCCGCCCCACUUCCCCUUUCCGCCACCACUUCCUCCCUCACACCAAAGGCACUGAUCCAUCCAGUAAUCGGAGCUCCCCUCUCUCUUGGCCGGUCACCCCGACCCUCUCUUUGACCCCUAAACAUUACCACAUCCCAGAUCAAGGAGUCAAUAUGUAUAGGAAGCCUCCAAUAUACAAGCAACACGAUUCAGCUGCCAUGGCAGCCCAAAGCAAGUCUGCUGAUGCCAUCAUCAAAUCGGCCAAGUUUCCUGCGGCCCACGCUCCUGGACUGGACGAAAAGCCAAAGAUUGAGACUGUCUACUGGCCGUGCCCACCAUCUCUCGCUGCCUUAGGAUCAGAUGGGAGGAGUUGUUUGCGGGACGAGGAAGAAGAAGAGUAUCAAAAACGUAGACAGAUCCAGGAGGAACACCUUGGUAAAAUCCAGUCUGGUUUAGGAAAGCUGAUCCUGAAGGAGGAGCGGGAGAAAGACAUGAACAGAGAGCGAUAUUCUUCUCGUAAUGUCCCUGCACAGCACUCAGACUCUCAGUUCUCCAACUGCACAACUGAUCCCAAUUCCCCAACAUGCAAAACAUCUUCUCUGCCUGGCUAUGGACGGAAUGGCCUACAUAGGCCCCUUUCGUCGGAGUUCACCCAGUACAACAGCUAUGGGGACGUGUGUGGACGAGUGAGAGAUUUUAAGCCCAUGCAAGAUGGCCAACGUCCAUUAGCACGAAUGGACAGAGGAGUGUCUAUGCCUAAUAUGUUGGAACCAAAAGUGUUCCCAUACGAAUUGCUCACUAUCACCAACAGAGGGCGUGCUAAGUUUCCUAGGGAUGUUGACAGGACAAGACUUGAGCGCCACCUGGCCCCGGAGUUGUUCUUUGACAUCUUUGGGAUGGAGAUCCAGGAGUUUGACAGACUUCCUCUCUGGAAGCGUAAUGACAUGAAGAAGAAAGCCAAGCUCUUCUAACCGCUUGUCUGUCCUCGCAUGUUUUAAUUUAUAUAUCACAGUGACUCCAAUGAUGUAAUACAAAUGUAGAGUUCUGAUAUGAGUAGUUUGUUAUUUUUUCUGUUUGCCUCUGAUAGUGAUUUUUUUCCCUUGACAAAGGAUAAAACCACCUUUUGUCAGCAAUAUUUGUUUGGCUCUUUUGAUAAUAUGAGAUCAUAUUUGAACUUCUAACAGUUGAAAAAGAGAAGAAUAAUCAGAGCAAAACAAUGGGAUUAGCGUGCUUGUUUAAUGAAAAUAAUUAUUCUUCCUUAUAUCAUUCUUCCCUGUUCUCCAUCUAAGAAGACUGUUAUUUUAGUAUUGAGGACCAUGAUGCAUCUACAGGGUCUUUCCUCUCUUACAGGCAAAGGUACUGCCUGUGUGUGUGUGUGCAUGUGUGUGUGAGGCUAGACAAUGGUAGAGUGGAUAUAUGGUGCCCACAAGUCUGUUAGUUCCUACACGUAAAUCUCAAUGAAGAAGCCUGGGCAUGUUAUCACAGCAAAAUGUUUACUAGGACUGAUUUCUAUUUAUCUAUUCUUUGGUUUUGAAAGUUUUCCAUGUAUGAGGUGCACCAGUGAUUUUAUUGGAAAGAAACCCGUAACUCAUGCAAGUCAGACAUGAGCUAUAUCUGUUUAGAUUAUGCUUAUUUCUUCUUUAGAUAAUACUGACUUGUUGCACAUUUCCCCUGCCUCUGUCACUACAAAUACUGCCUGAAAAUACUCUUCCUCUGUAGCGAUUUUCUUAUCCUGACAAUCUAUACCUUUGUGACCAUUUCUUGGUCAUACAUGCAAUAUGUAUAAAAGCAGCAUAUCACUUUGAAUAAAGCUACAUUUGAGACACUA
This is a messenger RNA of Esox lucius (northern pike), 3585 nucleotides long. It is a transcript of the gene ablim1b, whose product is annotated as actin binding LIM protein 1b. Gene Ontology annotation, biological process: lamellipodium assembly; cilium assembly; cytoskeleton organization. Lineage: Eukaryota; Metazoa; Chordata; Actinopteri; Esociformes; Esocidae. Gene Ontology annotation, cellular component: actin cytoskeleton; stress fiber. Gene Ontology annotation, molecular function: actin filament binding. The transcript has 25 exons. The record is from RefSeq and is a predicted model, not a curated record. Bases 218 to 2728 code for a protein of 836 amino acids.